GUGGGAGCUACCUAACCUAAAAGCUAAAUGGAACACGUCUUGUGCCAAAAGAUCAAAGAGGAAAGAUUGAAGAUUUCUAUGGGUUUAUUUCUCUCUGCCCGAAUAUAAAUAACAUUUGCAUGUAAUUGUAAUGCAACAUCCAGCAGACCAGCACAGAACAGACAUCCAGCGACAUCUCGUAUAUUGGUGAAAUUCCUGGAUACAGAAAUAUAAAAUCCCAUAAAAAGACAUGCGAUGAAUCAGAAUAAGUAGUCGAGGAUUGUUCGCGAAGAGGGUAGUUCUAAACAGUGUUUUCAAUUAAUGGGCACAUUAUUCGUUAAACAGACUAGCGUUAAAAUGAGCAAUCCUGAGAACAAAGAACCAAAAAAAGAGCAAGUCAAGCAAGGUCAGUCAAACAGCAAUGCGCGACCGCUUUCCAUCGAAGGUCCCUCAACCUCUAAUAAUGCCGAGCAAAUUCCACCACAACCGUUACCAAAUCAACCGAGGCAACCAACUAAUUUGCAAGGAUUACUCAAAUAUGCUAUGGAUGCAGCACAGUCUGAGAACCUGGAGAAUAAACCGCAAGUUUAUCCUUUGGACGAAGAAAAAAAAACAUUUUUGAAUGAGGCAUUAUCAUCGUUAACAAUGAACGUAAUAGAGGAAUUGCAGAAAGCUGUACAAAUUUUGUCCAAUGUUAACAAUCUGCGAGCAGAUGAUGAUUCAUCGGAGUAUGAGAAUGUAUUGGAAAGGAUGGCAGAUUUUGUAGAUAAUAUCGAUAUAGCCAAUGACUUUUAUAAGAUUGGGGGUUUCUCGAUAUUUCAACCAUGCUUGAAUUCCUCGCACAGUAAUAUUAGAUGGCGAAUAGCUGAUAUUAUCGCCGAAUUAGCGCAAAAUAAUCCGUUUUGUCAAGAUAAAUUAUUAGAAGCCGGAGUAUUUCCUGUGUUAUUAUCUAUGAUUGAUACAGAUCCAUCGGAACAGGCCAGGAUAAAAGCUCUGUAUGCAGUGUCAUGUAUAGUAAGAGGACACCCAACGUCAUUAAAGUAUAUAGAUAUGAACGACGGUUACUCGGUGCUAUUACGGGCAAUGCAGAGCUCAGUGGAGAAACUACAGAUAAAAUCCGCAUUCUUACUUUCUAGUUUAUGCAGUAGAAAUAAUUCGAAUGAUAUAAAAUAUACCUUAGUAAAAAUGGGAUUCAUAGAGCAAGCAGCAGGAUUAUUGAGUAGAAUGAAUUUACAGCCGACAGUCAGGGAACAAUUAUUGAGAGUGCUCAGUAGUAUGGUAAACGAUAACUUUUUACCGGCAUUAAAGGAAUGUCGUCGAUCACAAUUGUGUUUAAAAUCCACUUUGGAGCAAUUAUUGACGGAAUUAAAACCUAUGGAAAAUCAGGACGAGAUUGAUAUAUGUUACGAACUUCUAGACAAAGUAUUUUCCGAAUCUGACACACCUCAAGAGAGAUAACGAAUUUGUAUCAUAAUCUUUCUUUUAAAUAAACGGAAUCUUGUUUUGUACUUCUAA
Molecule: messenger RNA, 1494 nt
Organism: Acromyrmex echinatior (Panamanian leafcutter ant)
Lineage: Eukaryota; Metazoa; Arthropoda; Insecta; Hymenoptera; Formicidae
Product: hsp70-binding protein 1
Cellular component (GO): endoplasmic reticulum
Molecular function (GO): adenyl-nucleotide exchange factor activity
Source: RefSeq, a predicted model, not a curated record